Molecule: messenger RNA, 2354 nt
Organism: Camellia sinensis
Lineage: Eukaryota; Viridiplantae; Streptophyta; Magnoliopsida; Ericales; Theaceae
Source: RefSeq, a predicted model, not a curated record
GGAAUUUGUGAACAGGUGUAGCACCAAUCACUCUGGGGACUUAAUUAUGCCAGAUAAAGCAAUUGAUGGGAUUUUUGGGUUUGGUCGACAGGUUCUGUCUGUCAUAUCACAGUUGUCAUCCUGAGGGAUUACUCCCAAGGUUUUCUCCCACUGCUUGAAAGAAGAUGGCAACAGUGGCGGAUUAUUAGUUCUUGAUGAGAGAGAGCCAAAGCCACACCAAAUUUGAACAACACAGGCCUGAUAUCUCUAUUCUCUUUCACCAUCCUAAUUGAAAAGCUCUAAUCUAGACACAUAGAUACAGAUAUAUACACAUAUAUGAAGAUCAUGGGUCCUCUUCUUCCAUCUACACGCCUAAAUUCAGAAAAAAUCAAACGACCCAUUUGAAAAAAAUAAUUUAUAAGCAAAACCCAAUUCAGAUUUUGGCGAUUUAUGACUCACCAUCGGAGAUAAAGAUCGUAUAUGCAUCGAGAAAUAAAGCAAAUGAGUUUGGAGACGAUUUGGUGUUGUUGUGGGUCUUUUUGCAAACUCAAGUUUUUGUGACUUUCAUGAGUUUGAGAUUUUGUCUUUCUUUUGAGAGUUUGAGACAGUUGUGUAUGAAAACCCAUAAUUUAAUUGAGUAAAGUCUUAUGACGACUGGCCAUUGAUUUUUUGCCUUAAGUCAUGUUGAAUGUAAUAAGCACAUCUAUAUAAUAAGGGAAGAUGGUUUUUGAAAAUCUAUACAAAUGUCUGAGAGAUACAUUUAAUUUGGACGGCUGAGAUGUCUAAAAUGUUUAGAUCAAUGGUUUAGAUCAAUGGGUGGUUCCCGCCCAACACAUUUCAUUUGAUUUGCCUAUACCUAUCCUCUAUCUCCCCCAUACCCUCUAUCUACCAUCUGUCUUCCCAUACCCUCUACCUUCCCUCUCUAUCUCCCUCUCUGUCUCCCUCUCUGUCUACCGUCUGUCUCCCUAUUCCUACUCUGCACUGACUCUCCCCUCAGUAUCUACCUUCCCUCUCUAUCUCCCUUUCUUGCUCUGUUUUUGGGUUUAUCUUAUUGUAUUGGGUUUGGAUUUUGAGUUAUACGGGUGAUAUUGAGCCAACUGGUAUAUACGGGUGAGUUAUAGAUAUAUGGAAAAGAAAUUCUGCUCAGACUUUAACCAAUUCUACAGGUCAGCAUUGGUGAUUUGUCUGCUCUGCCCAUUUUGAGUUUAAAUUCAUUGAAGUUGAUGUUUGCCACUCUCAAGGAGCCAAUCAGAUUCAGCAAGGACGAGUCCUAUUGGUGAUCCAAUAGAGGACAAAGUGAUAGUGUCUGAGCUGAGAAAUGCUUCAAAUAGAAGAUCAAAUGGAACACCCAUAGACCAUGAAAUGUCGAAAGAAGUUGAGUCCAAGCAUAAUCCUCCCAGUGUGGUCGCCAAGUUGAUGGGGCUUGAUACCCUUCCAUGGCAACAGUCUGAUUCUGCUGCGCAAAGAAGUCAUUCAAGAGACUAUGCACGAAGUCAUUCAGGUAUUCCUUUGGCUUAUUGGCAGCAAGAACAUGGAUUGGACAUGCAAAUGCAACGUGAGAUCCAUCAGUGUCCAGCGCAUAAUGAGUAUAAGGAUGUUUAUGAAAUAUGGCAGCAAUCACAGAAAGGAAGUUAUGUAAGAGAUAAAUCACCACAGAAAAGAAGGUAUAAUGAGAAUACAAAUGAGAAAAAGAUGGCUUUAGUUCAUCAGAAGUUCAUCGAAGCAAAACGCCUAGCCACAGAUGAAAAACUUCGCCAAUCCAAACAAUUCCAAGAUGUGUUGGAAGUUUUAAGUUCUAACAAAGAUUUAUUCCUUUUGCCUUCAUCAGAGCUUCUGUGGAUCACUCUGACCACUUUCACCGUUGUUCACUCCGGCUGUGACAUCACUUCGGCUGCUCGGCUAUUCACUUCGGCUACUCGACAUCUUGCUCGGCUGCUCGGUUAGUUUAUUACUUUGGUUCUUAUUUUUUUUUUGCUUAAUUUUUUUUUCUGCUCGGCUGCUCAAUGCUUUGGUAACAUUUGGCUACUCGACAUCACUCUUUUUCCUCUCUCAGCUUUUGUUAUUUCUUUUGUUAUUGCUUUGCUUUGAUAUUGAGCCAACUGAUAUAUACGGGUGAAUUUUGUUCUUUUGUUAUUGAGCCAACUGCUCUGUUUUGUUAAAGAAAACAGUUGCUUUGUUAAAGAAAAUAGUUGCUUUGCUAACAAAGUGACUAUACCAUGGUUGCUAUGGUUUAGACUAUAUCAUGGCUGCUUUGUUAAAGAAAAUAAUUGCUUUGUUAAAGAAAAAAUAAUUGAUAUUGAGCCAACUGCUUUGUUUUUUAUCUCUUUUGUUGCUCUGUUAAAGAAAUAACAAAAGAAAAAAACUGUUUUUUUCUU